Monomorium pharaonis (pharaoh ant) is the source of this 1048-nucleotide messenger RNA. Its product is annotated as transmembrane protein 147. Lineage: Eukaryota; Metazoa; Arthropoda; Insecta; Hymenoptera; Formicidae. The transcript is spliced from 4 exons. Bases 229 to 918 code for a protein of 229 amino acids. The record is from RefSeq and is a predicted model, not a curated record.
ACUUUUUAUAUUCCUUAUUUUUUCUCUUUUUCCAUUUAAUAUCUAAUUAUAUAUUUGUUUCAUUAUAAGUGUAGAAAGUAAAGUACAGCUGCAAAAAAACUAUAUAAGUAAAAGGAUAGACUGGGAUAGACGUAUGUAGAUUGUAGUGUGUCACAAUGGUCAUGAUUUGGUUAUGACUUGUUCAUUUCUUAUAAUUAAUAUCACAAAUUGACUGAACAUCACUGAAAAAUGACGCUGUAUCACUUCGGAAAUUGUUUGGCAUUGGUAUACGUGCCAUACUACUUGACCUACAAAUAUUCUGGCUUGUCGGAGUACGGUGCAUUCUGGAAAUGCAUUCAAGCCGGUGGUAUUUACAUAUUUACGCAGCUCGUAAAAAUGCUGGCGCUUGCGACAUUUUUUCCAACUGCUGACAGCGUGGGAGAAGAGGGUUUUGAUGUCUUUGGAGAAUUUUUGAAGUCAUCCAUUGAUCUGGCAGAUUUGGUAGGAAUUUUGCUAGUACUAAAUAGCAUACCUGGUAAAGGCCAUGCCAAGGUAUUAACUGCUGGUAUAGGAUGGGCAGGAGCUGAAGUGUUGCUUACAAGAUUUUUGUUGCUCUGGGUUGGAGCACGUGGUGCUGAGUUUGAUUGGAAAUAUAUCCAAAAAAGUCUCGAAUCGAAUAUAAGUUUGGUGCAACACAUAACAACCGCGACAUUAGUUUGGUUGUGGUCUAGACACGAUUUACGACGUGGUUUAGUUCCUUUAGUAAUUAGUAUGCUUGUACUUACAGUGUACAGGCCACUUAUGUUAGACUUUCUUUCAUCGUUUUUAUUAGCUGGUUCAUGGUGGACACUUAUUAUUAAGGCAGUUACUACCCUUUUUAUCGGCGCAACAACAUUGCAUAUUUAUGCAGGUCUCGCGCAUUCAAUUGGAAUUUUUUAAACAAUACCUGAAUUUAUAUACAUACUUAUUAUGUGUGUGUGCUAUAUAUGGUUGCAUUGAACAAUGUCUCCCAUUUUUCGAUAAUACUAUAAUUGUACAUUACAUAAUAAAUGCAUUGUUAUUACAUUUA